This is a messenger RNA of Epinephelus fuscoguttatus (brown-marbled grouper), 5155 nucleotides long. It is a transcript of the gene myt1a, whose product is annotated as myelin transcription factor 1a. The transcript is spliced from 24 exons. Gene Ontology annotation, biological process: regulation of transcription by RNA polymerase II. Lineage: Eukaryota; Metazoa; Chordata; Actinopteri; Perciformes; Serranidae. The record is from RefSeq and is a predicted model, not a curated record. The coding region runs from base 539 to 4114 and encodes 1191 amino acids. Gene Ontology annotation, molecular function: zinc ion binding; RNA polymerase II cis-regulatory region sequence-specific DNA binding; DNA-binding transcription factor activity, RNA polymerase II-specific. Gene Ontology annotation, cellular component: nucleus.
CGGGAGUCCAGGCCUGGCAGGGCGGCCCCUGAUGAGCAGCGGCAGGGUGCAGCUCUCCUUUGCUCCUGCAGGAGGCAGUGCAGCGGGGUUACUGUCCAUGGUGCUGAAAAUUCGGCUGUCUCUGUCCGGGGUGCUGAACAGCUCAGGGCUGCUGGGCUCAGUCUGAGACGGCUGUCGCACUCAGACAGUCCCGUUCGUUGUGUUCUGCUGGGUUCUGCUUGUUGGAGUCACUGUAGUGCAGUACAGUGAACGUCUCUCUGCCAUUCGGAGAUGUCGAAGCGGAGGGGGAGGGUAGGGCAGUAGUCUGAGCGUAAGACUGACAUUUAUAGAAGAAGGGAAAGAUAUCCUCGCCUGUGAUUUAUUGGUCCUCGUCACAUGACAUGCAGUGCGCUUUGCUGAACUCAGUCUCAGGACGCAGCCAUCACGCCCUGAAAAAUAGGUGCUGGGGAAUGCAAAAUGACUUCAAAGGUCAGACACUGAGCCCAGGGGGGACCAGGGGACAGCCAAUCAAUUAGAGAGGAGGAGCCUCAGCAUCAAAAUGAGCCAAGACACUACAGAGACACGAACACGUACCCGCUCCAAAGGCACCCGGGUGUCAUCAGAACUUGUGGGACAAGAGAUGAAGCAGGAGUUAAGUAGCAGCUGUCCCACCCCUGGAUGUGAUGGCAAAGGCCAUGUCAGUGGAAGAUAUUCAAGACAUAGGAGCAUACUUGGAUGUCCGAUAGUGAAGAAAAGGAAGCUAGAGAAGGCUGAGGAAAACCAGUCUGCUCCCAAGAGGAGGAACCAGCCUGCCAAACAAGCAGCAGAUGAGAGCUUCACUGCAGACAGUGAUACAGCAGAAGAGGAAGAGACGCAGAAGGAGGAGGAGGAGGAAGAAGAAGACCUUAAAGAGAAGAAGAAAAACAAUACAAAAAACAGACAAGAGUCAACAAAAAUAGACUGCUCACUGGUGACAACGGAAGACACAAAACCAGUCAUUUGUCCUCCGGCAGAAGUUGGCGACAACGAAAGCUUUACCUCAGAGACUGAGAUCGAAAAUGAGAAAACUUGUGAGGACUUGAAGGCAGUAACAGUCAUUGAUGAUCAUCAGCAGGAGAAAACAGAGACAAAGGGGGAGGGGAGGGAGGGGGGGGAAGGUCAGCUGGUGACAAAGGACCAGUCAUCAGAGCAACCUGAAGAAGAACUUACUGAGCUUAAAGAGACUAAAGAAGAACAGGAUGAUGAAGCAGAAGACGAAAAGGAACAGAAAGAGCAGCAAGUAAGGCAAGAGUUUCCUCGAGAGGAGAAGGCCAUAGAAAGACAUGCGAUAAGCCAGGAAAACUCUGAUCACCAGUACUCCAGUGGAGAUUACAAACAUCAGGCCAAAGAAUUAACAGACAGGCAGAGUGAGAGGGAGGAACGGGAGGAGGAGGAGGAGGAGGAGGAGGAAGAGGAAGAGGAAGAGGAGAGGGAAGUCCACCAAGCGGUUGACACUCCUUACACUUUGAGUCCACACACUCAGGGAUCUGAGGCUGAGAUGUUACUCAGGGAAGAAAAGGUCAGCAUCCCUAUGACUGAGGAAGAGGAGGAUGAUGAAGAUGAGAGAGAGGAAGAGGAGAAUGAGAGGCAGGGGAAGGAAGUAUGCGAGGUGGUGGAGGAGGAAGAGGACCCAGACUCCAGCAAAGCCUCUCCAACUACAGUGGUUAUAGAAGUCCGCUCAGAGGAGGAGGAGGAGGAGGAGGAGGAAGAGGAAGAGGAAGAGGAGGAGGAGGAGGAGGAGGAGGAGGAGGAGGAGGAGGAAGAGGAGGAGGAAGAGGAGCAGGAUCAUGUCUCAGAGGGCUCAGGGAUCACAGAUGACUCAGAGAACUGGGAUAUGACUCGGGGGAACCUCGGGCUGCUGGAGCAGGCCAUCGCCCUGAAGGCAGGGGAGGUGAAGGGAGGACAGGAGGCCCGGAGCUCCCCAGACUACCAACCAUACAGCACGUCAAGCAAGAGCUCUGAGCCUGCUGCUAUGGCCCGCCGCACUUCUCACUACAGCAAAGAGAAGAAGGAGGUGAAGUGUCCAACCCCAGGGUGUGAUGGGACAGGUCAUGUGACUGGGUUGUACCCUCACCAUCGCAGUCUAUCUGGAUGUCCUCACAAAGACCGAAUCCCUCCAGAGAUCCUGGCCAUGCAUGAGAACGUCCUGAAGUGUCCGACUCCUGGUUGCACAGGCCAAGGCCAUGUCAACAGUAACCGCAACACACACCGCAGUCUGUCCGGCUGCCCCAUUGCAGCAGCAACUAAGCUGAAUAAGAGCCAGGACAAGCAGGUUCAUUUACAGGCUUCACCCAGCGAACCCUCUUCUAACUCUGACAGAGUCCUCAGGCCCAUGUGUUUUGUGAAACAACUGGAGAUCCCUCAGUAUGGCAGCUACCGGCCCAACACAGUGACCACCACACCUCGAGCCAACCUGGCCAAGGAGCUGGAGAAAUACUCCAAGGUGUCUUUUGACUAUGCAAGCUUUGAUGUCCAGGUGUUUGGAAAGCGUAUGCUUAUUCCAAAGACACCCAGCAGCGCUGAAACAUCACCCAAAGCCUUCAAAUCUAAAUCAUUCCCUAAGGCCUCCUCCCCCAGCCACAGCGUGUCAGGAGGCUUUUCUAAGAGCGCCUCCUCCUCCAGCAGUUAUGACUAUAGUCAAGAUGCAGAGGCAGCCCACAUGGCAGCAACAGCCAUCCUCAACCUGUCCACCCGCUGCUGGGAGAGACCAGAGACCAUCAGCACCAAGCCCAGGGAACCCUGCACCAAGGAGUCGGACAUUGAAGUGGAUGAGAACGGUACAUUGGACCUUAGCAUGAAGAAGACCAAGAGGGAGGGUGUGCAGCCUCCAGAGCCUUCAUCCUCCUCAUCUUCAUCCUCUCAACACAUUGGAGCCACCUUGUCUCAAGGCCACACUCAGUCAGAGUGGGAUGGACCACUGGACUUCACCAAACCAAGUGGAGUCAAAGAGGAAGACCAUGAAGAGGUUGAAUAUACAGCUCCCUCAUACACAUCAUCUGAUGGUGAGGAAGAGAACCAGGAAAACCUGGAGGAAAGGAAGUACCCCGGUGAGGUCACCACCAGCAGCUUCAAGGUCAAGUUUCAGCCCAAAGACAGCAAAAAAGAGGUUCUUGUAUGUCCCACUCCAGGCUGUGAUGGCAGUGGACACAUCACUGGCAACUACGCUUCACAUCGAAGUCUGUCAGGCUGUCCUCUUGCUGAUAAAUCACUUCGGACCCUCAUGGCUGCCCACACAGCUGAACUAAAGUGUCCCACUCCAGGUUGUGAUGGAUCAGGCCACAUCACAGGAAACUACGCUUCACAUAGAAGUCUGUCCGGAUGCCCUCGAGCCAAGAAAGGCGGGAUCAAAUCAACCCCUACCAAGGAUGACAAGGAAGACUCUGAGCUGUUGAGGUGUCCAGUUCCUGGCUGCGACAGUCUGGGCCACAUCAGUGGGAAAUACGCCACCCACCGCAGUGCCUAUGGCUGUCCGCUGGCAGCACGCCGGCAGAAGGAAGGUCUUCUCAAUGGCACUCCCUUCUCCUGGAAGGCCUUCAAGACUGAAGGUCCGACUUGCCCGACGCCAGGCUGCGACGGUUCUGGCCAUGCUAACGGCAGCUUCCUGACACACCGCAGUCUGUCAGGCUGCCCCAGAGCAUUGGCUAACAAGAAGAGAGCCAAAUUUCCUGGAGAUGAGUAUAUCACUGCAAAGUUUAGAGCCAGUGAUGUGCUGGACAACGAUGAGGACAUCAAGCAGCUCAACAAGGAGAUCAACGAGCUGAGCGAGUCCAACUCAGAGAUGGAGGCUGACAUGAUGAACCUGCACACACAGAUCUCUUCCAUGGAGAAGAACCUGAAGAGCAUGGAGGAGGAGAACAAACAUAUCGAGGAGAGGAACGAGGCCUUGUUCCUGGAGCUAUCCGGUCUGAGUCAGGCCCUGAUCCGCAGCCUGGCCAACAUCCGCUUGCCAGCCAUGGAGCCGCUGUCAGAGCAGAACUUUGACAGCUAUGUGGAAACCCUGACCCACAUGUUUACCAAUAAAGACUGCUACCAGAACCCUGAGAAUCGGGCUCUACUUGAGUCCAUCAACCAGGCAGUGAAGGGCAUUGAGGUGUGACGGAACUUGAGGAGGACAGGGGGCACGGCAUCACAGUGACUACACCACUCUUUCUUUCCAAACCCUUUAGAUACUGUAUGUAAUUCUUCCUCUCAUUUGGAACUGUCAUCUGUUCUCUGCAUUAGUUUGCUGUUUGCAUGUUGCUUUUUGAUGGUAUGAGCGUGAACUGAUAAGGGUGUGGACGUAAAGUGUGUGCUAACACACUGGAAUUAAACUGUUACUGUGAGCAAAGGCAUCUCCAGGUAUACACAGAGGCAGGCACAGAGUGCAGUAUACAGCCUGAGCUGAGCAGAUUCUCUUAGUUAGUGAACAUAUCCCAUCUCCACACAAUGAUGUUGAUAGUAUUCUAUAUGAGCGUAGUGAUGUUGCACCUCCAGGACUAGUUUGUAGAUUCAUUCUUACUAUUGCUGUAUAACUAUAAGUCCUUUGCAAAUGUUGGUUUAAUAAAUUAUUCAUUCAUGUCUUCUGUAUUAUUUUUUUUAUGUUGGCCUGUUUAUUAUUCAUUAUCUAUUUAUUAACUUUUUUUAAUUUCAAAAUGCUACCUGAGAAGAUUUUAAAGGGUAACCAAGAUAAGGGAAUAAUUUCCUCUGCAUUGUUGAACAAAGAGGAAAUAUUUUAAGAUAUCAACUAUGAAUUGUUUUAUAUAUCUUAUUAUUUAUUUAAAAUACUGGAAUCUUUUUAAGUGCAAAUAUUUUGUAACUGAAAGUUUUUUAAUAAUUUUCUAAAGAUUUUUUUGUUUUGUUGCUUCUGUUUAUAUGAUUUUCCUUUUUAUUUUCACAAACUAUUUUGAGUACAUUGCAAUACACUGGGAAUAUUGAACUGCACAUAUUUGGUAUUUACUUGGUGAUGAAGAACAAAGUGAUGGUGAAUAUUUAUUUUGGAUUGUCUAUGUGUUAACAAUGGCUGUGUAUGGAUUAGUCUUUGAGUUGCUCUUGAAAUAAAGGUUAACCCAUAGUAAAGGUGGACCAGACUGGUUGUAUUUUUGUAUUGACUCAAACUUCAUCAUUUUGCUGUAUUAUUUCGGGGUGUAGGACUCUAAGU